GUUUUAUUGUGACUACUGCGACACAUACCUCACCCAUGACUCGCCCUCUGUGAGAAAAACCCACUGCAGUGGCCGAAAACACAAAGAGAACGUGAAAGACUACUAUCAGAAAUGGAUGGAGGAACAAGCUCAGAGCCUGAUUGACAAAACAACGGCUGCAUUUCAGCAAGGGAAAAUCCCACCUACACCGUUCUCAGCACCACCUCCUGCAGGAGCCAUGAUACCGCCUCCUCCCAGCAUCCCUGGCCCCCCGCGGCCUGGCAUGAUGCCGGCCCCGCAUAUGGGUGGACCGCCGAUGAUGCCAAUGAUGGGCCCUCCGCCCCCCGGAAUGAUGCCGGUUGGACCCGCUCCAGGGAUGAGGCCACCGAUGGGAGGACACAUGCCAAUGAUGCCAGGGCCCCCGAUGAUGAGACCACCCUCCAGACCCAUGAUGGUGCCAACCAGGCCGGGAAUGACCCGUCCAGACAGAUAAAGGUGGAAAUGGAGCUGCCUUUU
Molecule: messenger RNA, 495 nt
Organism: Balearica regulorum gibbericeps (East African grey crowned-crane)
Lineage: Eukaryota; Metazoa; Chordata; Aves; Gruiformes; Gruidae
Source: RefSeq, a predicted model, not a curated record